This is a messenger RNA of Psylliodes chrysocephalus, 1143 nucleotides long. The record is from the annotation of a GenBank genome assembly. Lineage: Eukaryota; Metazoa; Arthropoda; Insecta; Coleoptera; Chrysomelidae.
CGUCACGUCAGUGUGUAAUGACGUGAUAAAUGUCACCACUGAUAAUUUCAAUAAAAAUAUCAUUUCUGUUUUGAAUUAUUGGUUGUAAAGUGCGUACGAAUUUUAAUACUAUUUUUAUUUUAUAGUAAGAGUGUGGUGCGUGGUAUUUUAAUAAAUUUUCAUGGAAAUCAGUGGCCUAUAUUCGAAACAGUUAUGUAAUUAGUCAAUUUCAAAUGCUCGCAACAUGUUGCAGUCCACUUUUCAAAAUAUAUAAGAUUUUGGAAAAUCUCUCUUGGUAGUUGAACUACCAAAAUUUAGGAAGUACUUUGUUUAACAGACAGAAAAAAAAUGACUUACAACAUUGACUGGAUCAUUCCGAAGUUAAGGAGCCCUACGAGUUUGUGGAAAAUCGCCAGUACCCUUACCGUCGUCGCAGUUGGUCUUUUUAGCAAAAUUUUAAUCCAUUUAUUAAAUAGAACUAAAGUGCAUAAUAAGAAUAUAAUAAACAAUGUAUUAGAGAAUAGGCCUAAACAAGUUCCUUUAAUUACAGUAUCAAACCACCAUUCAUGUUUUGACGAUCCUGGAAUAUGGGGUACUUUGAGGUUAAAGCAUCUUCUCAAUUCCCGGGUGAUGAGAUGGUCUUUGGCUGCCCAUGACAUAUGUUACACUUGUGCGCAACACGCUUAUUUUUUUAGUUUAGGAAAAUGUAUACCUGUUAUUAGAGGCAAUGGUGUCUAUCAAGAUGCUGUAGAUUUUUGUAUAGAACAAUUGGCUAAAGGCAGCUGGGUUCAUGUUUUUCCAGAAGGAAAAGUAAACAUGACAAAAGAAAAUAUGAGACUGAAAUGGGGGUGUUGGCAGAAUGGUCUACGAAUCACCCAUAACGCCGAUAAUAGUACCGAUAUGGCACAUAGGCAUGGACGAAGUUUUGCCUAAUGAGCCCCCUUAUAUACUGAAAUUCGGCAAAAAUCUUACAUUCAACUACGGCCAACCUUUGGAUUUGUCCGAAAUGGUGGCAACGUUGAAAGCCCAAAAUGCGUCAGAUGAACAAGCCAGGAAGCAAAUUACGGAUUUCUUGCAAGAAACCCUGUUGAAAUUAAAGGAACAAACCGAAGAAUUACAUGUAAAAAAUUUUAAGAUCAAGUCAUGAUAGUGAUCUAAAACUAG